Messenger RNA from Williopsis jadinii, 2651 nucleotides. RefSeq names its product Axl1p (gene AXL1). Gene Ontology annotation, molecular function: metal ion binding; metalloendopeptidase activity. Gene Ontology annotation, cellular component: mitochondrion; cytosol. The transcript has a single exon. Gene Ontology annotation, biological process: peptide catabolic process. NCBI's taxonomy places the organism in Eukaryota, Fungi, Ascomycota, Saccharomycetes, Phaffomycetales, Wickerhamomycetaceae. The record is from RefSeq and is a predicted model, not a curated record. Bases 60 to 2615 code for a protein of 851 amino acids.
CUUCAUGGAAGUAUAGUUCAUCCAUUUUUACCAGUGAAGAGAGGCAUUUGGCUAUUUUAAUGGACUCAGAGAAAGCCCCAAUUGUCAGGCUCGUCUUCCCUUUCAAUUCUAAUAUUCCACAAGCUGAUAACCUCCAGCGUGUUUGGUGUAAUAUCCUCGGUGAUGAAGGUCCAGGCUCACUCCAUGAUGGCUUAAGUACUAGAGGUUUGUCGAUUGGUGUCUCUGCUUUCACGCAAAAGUUGUCAAAGGACGAAAGUGUCCUAGUGCUGGAGAUCAAGCUGACCAAUACAGGAGCUCAGAAUAUCUUCAAAGUGAUUGCAACAGUUCUAGGGAGCUACAAAGACAGCAUCUUGUCCAAUGCCAAAGAUCUCGAAAGAUAUAUCUUUGAAUUAGAGUCGAUGGAUAAGCUGAGCUACAUUCAUCAAGAUCUCCACAAGUCCACGAUGGAUGAAGCCAGCCAAUUUGCUCAAAAUUUACAAAAUGAUAUAGCCAUUUUAGGUGCUAAAAACAUAUUAAAAGGUACUCAGAAUUGGCAAUCUUCUAGCACAAAGGAUAAGCUAUGGGCGGACGUGGCUUCACAGUUUGUCUCGUUUGUUGAACGAUACCUGAACCAAGAUAACUUGAGGUUUGUGCUAAUGGCCAGCGAGAAAAUAAAUCGGUCUGUUUCAUCGUCGUGUGGACUCUUGGAAUCAUCAAAGGAUCAAUAUUUCACCUUUACGUAUCGUAAGGUCAAAUUCAAUCCAAUAGAGAUUUCAGAAGAAUACUCUACUCUAAGAUUCAACUUGCCUAAACCAAACAUUUAUAUUCCAACCUUUGCUAUGGACCAUGAUAUACUUAAUUCGAUUUUGAGACAAAGUGCUGCCAAGUCCUCUCAGGCUUCAUUAUCAUUGACAACAAAGGCAAAAUGGCUAGAGACUGAAGCAAAAUUGAUAAGUUUGAGCAAUACAUUUGAGCUUUGGACCAAAUUGGAGACAUCAGAGUCUUUCAAAUCAAAAACAUUUAUCUCUUUUGACUUAGUUGCAUGUUCUGUUGAUCCAUCUCCUCUAAACACAAUGCACUGUGAAGUAUUUGUCGAGCUGCUAAAGCUAAAGAUCUCACAAUUGCUUUAUCACUCUGAGCUGUUAGAUUACACCUGGGAAAUACAUGCUUCUAUCAAAGGCGAUGCAAGAUUUGGUGUCACAAUUACUGGUUUUACUGAUGGUGUUAAACUUAUGCUGAAUAAUAUUGUUGAACAUUUUAAAGACAUUGUUGAAGGGCAUUCCUUCACAGCUGAUGACUUCAGGCAUGCUAGAGUCGCCGUGAGGUCGAGGUAUAGUGAUCUUGAACAGGAUAGCUCAUUAGCACAUGCUUUGACAGGCUUAUUAGUGGUUAUGGAGGAAAACGUAUGGACUAUGGAGGAUCGUUUUGAUGCAUUGGAUGAUUUAGACGCUGAGACGUUUAAACAAUUCCUUGUCCAGUUCUCGUCUAGCUCAAAGUUUCUGAGACUAUUCGUCCAUGGUGAUUUACACUCAACUGAUGAUAUUAUUGCCUCUAUCAAUCAAAUAAGUCAUCAUUCAAAUCCUCAAGCCUCAUUCAAUCACAUUGAGCCGUCUACUGUGAAGUUGAAUCCUGGUAAAACUUUUACAAUUUCAAGGAAGGGACCAAAGAGCGAUCCCACAAACUCCAUCUGUUUGUUUAUUCAAACAGGCCCACGCUCGGACAGUUAUACCAAACUCGUCACCCGAUUAUGUGCUUAUUUGAUGUCAUUAACAUUAGUUCCAGAUCUUAGAUUCAAGAAACAAUUGGGAUAUGUUGUUCUUGGGGGAACCAGAAUCUUGAGAACCACAGUGGGAAUUCACAUCACCAUAAUGAGUUCCACAUUCUCCUCCAAAUAUCUUCAGAGGCAAAUUGAUGAAUACCUAUUAUCCUGGGAAAAAACAAUCAGUGAUUUAAGUACAGAGUCAUUUCAAAGCGAUGUUGUUGACCCAUUUUUGAAGACAUUGUCCAACAAACUGGAUGAAAGUGGGGGACCAGAGAGCUUGACAUCUGAGAUGAAACCGAGUGUUGGAAGCUCCAACUGUGCCUUUAGUGGUGAUUGCGUCAAGUUUCACCGCAAGAUCAGAGACGAUAUCUUCAGUGAAGACUAUGACAUCUCCUUGCACCAAUCUUCUGUGCAACGUUUGAAACUUUUAACAAAGUCUGAUCUUUUGAGAUUUAUUUCUGAGUUCAUAAGUCCUAGAUCUCCGUCACGUGCCAGUCUAAGCGUGUUAAUCGACUCUCCGCUCUCGCCAGAAGAAUCAAGAAAGCAAAUCUUGAUAUUACAUCUAGAGGUCUUUUUGAAGAUGAAAGGAUUAAGAAUAUCCCAUAAUAAGCUCCAGGAUAUUGUUGAAACAAGCAACGGGACUCCAGUACAUCUCAUGAAAGGUCUAUUCAAGCACUUUGUUGGACAAGGUGAAAGUAUGAGACUAUGUACUGUUGUUCUCAAAGAAGCAGUUAAACAAAUUUUUGAAGGCUUAAAGAGUGGAGGAAGCCAAAGGUCAGAGGAAAUUAGUUCUAAUGGUGAUCACAUAUCAAUCACAGAUAUACCAUCAUUUCAGAGUGAACAAGGCAUUAUACGUAAGACCAAUCAUUUAUAGGGAUGUUUCUUUUUAUACAUUAAUACACAGCGUGCA